Micromonas pusilla CCMP1545 is the source of this 3483-nucleotide messenger RNA. RefSeq lists its product as uncharacterized. Gene Ontology annotation, molecular function: protein binding. Lineage: Eukaryota; Viridiplantae; Chlorophyta; Mamiellophyceae; Mamiellales; Mamiellaceae. The coding region runs from base 1 to 3483 and encodes 1160 amino acids. Gene Ontology annotation, biological process: actin filament polymerization. The transcript has a single exon. The record is from RefSeq and is a predicted model, not a curated record. Gene Ontology annotation, cellular component: actin filament.
AUGGCGGAGCGGGAGGCGACGACUCCGCGGGCGCGCGAUUCCGUCGCCGUCGGGAAGGAAAACAACGACGACGACGACGACGACGUCGACGCGUUCGCGCGCGCCGGGAAGCGCCUCGACGACCAGGGCGGGGUCGCCGGCGACGGACUCCCGCACGCGAUGCCGUCGCCGAUGCGCAAGGCUGCGCUCGCGUCGCGUCGAAGGCGCGACGCGUUCACGGACCGCCUGCGGUCCAGGGCGGACGCCGUGAAGGCGCGACGGACGGCGCGCGAGGAAGAGAUUCGACUCGAGGAGGAAGCGCGCGCGCGAAUCGCGGCGGAGCGCGCGCCGCCGCCGCCGCCGCCGCCGAUGCGCGCGAAGCCGCCGCCGCCGCCGCCGUCGCCGCCGUCGCCGUCGUCGUCGUCCGAGAGACCGACGCUCGUGGAGAUGGCGACGCAGUGCGGUCUGUCGGACGACGACGACGACGAGAAGGCGCCGCGACGACGACGACGACGAACGGACCGGUCGUCGCCGUCCGCUUCGGAGCGCUCGAACUCGCCGAGCUCGAGCGGCGCGGCGUCGCCGCCGCCCGCGGCGCCGGUCGACCCGUUCGUGUCCAUAUUCGCGGCCGCGAUGGCGCCGUCGGACGACGAGCGCGGGUCGGAUUCGGACGCCGACGUCGACGCGUCGUCGUCGUCGUCGUCGUCGUCGUUCUCGCCGAUCCCGCCGCUCCCGCCCCCGGCGCCGCGACGCACGGUCGUCCUCGACGAGCUCGCCGCCGCGGACGCGCUCUGGAACGCGUCGAGGUCGCGAACGACGGGGGGAUACGAAUCGACGCCCGCGUACGCGGCGCCGUUGAGAGCCGCCGCGAACGACGCGAUCGCCGCGAACCCCGCCUUCGAAUGGUCCUACCGCGCGGACCUCGCGGCGUUCGAGGAAGCGCGGCGCGCCGCGGACGCGGCGCUGCGGACGUCGAAGCACACGCUCGCGAGCGUCCGCGCGCCGCUGCCGAGACCGAUGGCGCCGUACGAGUCCUUGCCGUUGAACAUCGCGACGGAGAGGACGUAUAUGUUACGCGAGCGAGAUUUCAAACCGUUGAAGCCGAUGCCGGAGCCGCCCGCGGCGGUCAAGGCGAGGAUGCUGAUGAACGCGCGCGCGCUGCGCGACGUGCUGUGCGACGACAACGCCGAUGAGAACGAGAACGAGAACGACUCCACCACACAGAGAAACGUUCGACGUUCGAGCGUUUCUCCACCGGUCGCGACGACAAAUCGCCGCGCGCCGAGGCUCGAGGACGACGCGAUGUCCGACGUCGUCGAGGAAGAGACGCCGCCGCGGCCGCGCGCGCCGGCGUCGUCGUACGCGAGAGACGUGCGCGCGAAGCACGCGCGGGCGGUCGACGACGCGACGCGUUCCAGAGCGCGAGCGAGAGGCGAAGACGACGGGAACGUCGGCAUUCUCAGCGCGGUGACGGGCGUGUUGGACGAGCUCGACGCGAGACUCGCGGCGAGAGCCGCGGAGGCGGCGGCGCGCGAACGCGCCGCCGAGGAGGAACGCGAGGCCAAGGCGCGCGAGCGCGAGAGCGUCGUGCACGCCAUCGCCGCCGCGCACGCGCGCGCGAAAUCCUCGAUGCACCCCGACGCGCUGACGCGCUUCGAGCGCGACGUCGAGGCGGCGUGCGAGGACGUCGCGCGCGAGAUGAUGACUUCGAUGCGCUUCUGGCAUCUUCGGCGAUGCACCGCGGCGGCGACGCGCGUGCAGAAGCACUACCGCGGACGCUUGGGCCGACGCGAGGCGAGCGAGCGGAAGCGCAUCAUGACCGCCGGGCUCGCGUACAUGAAGAACACGGUGUUGAAAGUGCGGUUCAGCGCUUGGGUCGUAAACGCGGACUACAACCGUCGGUCGAGGAUUCUGCUCGAAGCCGCGGACGCGCGGCGGGUGUGGGGUCGACGGGCGAAAGUUCUCCUCGCGUGGCGCGAGCGCGUCGUCAAGGCGAAAGAAUUCUACGACAGCGUCGAGCGUUUGUUCCGCGCGGUCGCGAUGCGCGACGCCGCGCCGCUGCUGCGCGGGUGGCGCGAAGAAGCCGCCGCCGCGAAAAAGACGCGACUGUCCGUGUUGAACUUGAUGCGAACGAUUCAAUUUCGCUGCGUCGGCGAGUGCUUCGCGAUGUGGUCCGAGAACGCCGCCGCGGCGGUGCGCGCGCGCGUGUUGGACACGAAAGCGCACGCGAGGGCGCUCGCCGCCACCGCGGCUGCCAUCGAGGACGCGACAGCGAAAGCGCACGCCGCGGACGACGCCGCGGAGCGAGCCGCGAACUUAGCCGCCGACGGGAAGUUUCACGAGGCGCAACUGAUGGCGGAGAAGGCGUCCGCGUUCGCGUCGGAGUCCGCGCGCGCGGCGGACCUCGCGGAGGAGCGCGCGAAGGGCGCGGGCCCGGAGAACGGCGCGGCCGCGAAGCAGGCGUGGGACUUGAUUAAAAACGUGCGGUCGAUCGUUCAAUCCGCGAAGGACGCGGCGGCGGGCGCGGCGUCGGGCGCGGAGCUGAAAGCCGCGGCGGAUGCGUUUUUUAAACGCCACCUCGCGAGGCGUUUUUGGCUCGCGUGGGCCGGGUACACGGAGUGGCUGAAACCGCUUCGCUCGAAAGCGGGCAGGGCGCUGUCGAUGUUCCGCAACAGCACGUUAUCGCACGCGUGGUACAAGUGGCUCGAUCUGUACAAGCGCGAGAAGGAGGAGCGAGAGACGACCGCCGUGCGCGCGUACAUGGCCGCCUAUCAGGCGCGUUCUAGUAUCAUCACACUGGUCCCCAUACGACCGCGUUCGCGUGGUGAACGCCGAUCCUUAAGGACUUUCGCCGGCGAUUCUCUGCGCCCAUCCCUCGGUUUCAAUCCCGACACACCUCGACGCCUUUCAACUCCGCUUCUGACGCCUUUCAACUCCACCCCGACGUUCGCUCGUGUGGACAAUCACCCUCAGGGACUGAUCAAGAAGCACAUCGCGCGUCCGAUCAACGGCGGCGGGAGUGGAAGCGGCGGCGGCGCGAUCGGGAGAGCGACGACCGUCGCGACGCCGAGCCGCGGGCGGUUCGGAGGGCGCGUCGCAUCCGCGGGGGCGCCGUAUCGGGGUCCACCGGCGGCGGCGGCGCCGCCGCCGCCGAAGACUAAAAAACCAACCGCCGCGAAGUCGUCCUUCGCCUUCGGCCGCGGGCCCGGAUACGACGCGCCGACGACGGCGUCGAAGCUGAAGAAGGACCGCGAGACGAGGGACCGCGAGCCGUUCGGGAUCGAUCUCGGCGCGGGCGCGUUGUCGCGCGCGAGACGAGAGCCGAAGGCGGCGGCGACGGUUUCGGCGAAGACGAAGACGGCGACGACGGCGGUUUACCCCACGAAAUCGAAACCGAUUCCGAAACCGGCGCCGUCGAAGAAGCGACCGCCGGACGCGGGCGCGAAGGCGACGUCGUGGGUCGAGGGCGGCGUCGACGCGUGGGUCGCGUCCACGGCGAAGUGA